This is a messenger RNA of Penaeus indicus, 3190 nucleotides long. RefSeq names its product serine/threonine-protein kinase tricornered-like (gene trc). The transcript is spliced from 13 exons. The record is from RefSeq and is a predicted model, not a curated record. Gene Ontology annotation, molecular function: protein serine/threonine kinase activity; ATP binding. Bases 401 to 1999 code for a protein of 532 amino acids. Lineage: Eukaryota; Metazoa; Arthropoda; Malacostraca; Decapoda; Penaeidae. Gene Ontology annotation, biological process: intracellular signal transduction; peptidyl-serine phosphorylation.
CCUCAGCCUCUGGCCCUGGAACCGCCUAUGGCAGGCAACCACCCGAUGUGACCCGCCGCCGAACAACGGCUAAGUGUCUGUUCGCGGGGCUUUGUGGCGCGAAGGUGAAGGUGUGAGUGCUUGAGCGGGGCAGGGGCUGAAGAGUUGCCGCCGAAAAGGUGAUCAUCUAAUUAUCCACUCUGCGUUUCCGGUGAAAUUCAGGAAAAGCAAUAGGAAUAGUGUGGUGGUGUCAGUGCGUGCUCAGUGAUGAGGCAGUGAUGAAAAGCCAGGAUGAUGACAGCAAGCACGACCCCCGAAAAGCGCGCGACGUGAACGGACCUGAUCGGAGCGUGGCGACCACCUGCGCUGCGGCAGUGUGCGGCGGCGGCGUUGGCUGCAUCGGCGGCGGCGGCGUCGUGCGAUGGCGCUCAACCUGCUGAACAAGGAGCGCGCCAACAACGUCCCCAAAUCCAAGAAGGACAGGUGGCCCUUCUGGUUCUUCUUCACGCGCAGGAAGAAGCGGACGCCGGAGAAGGCGGGUGGGCUGUUUCAUAAGAGUAAAGGGGUGGGGCGGAUGGCGGCGACAGAGGGCCAGAUACGCUUUAGUGGCCACACCCUCGACAAGGCUACGAAGGCCAAGGUCACACUCGAGAAUUAUUACUCCAACCUCAUUGCACAGCAUCUCGAGAGAAAACAGAGACAUGAUAAACUGGAAGAGACGAUGAAGGAGGAAGGCCUCUCGGAGGACCAGAAGCAGGAGAAGAGGCAGCAGCAUGCACAAAAGGAGACGGAAUUCCUUCGGCUCAAGAGGUCCCGGCUGGGGGUCGAGGACUUCGAGGCGCUGAAGGUCAUUGGGAGAGGAGCCUUUGGGGAGGUACGAUUGGUGCAGAAAAAAGAUACUGGCCACGUCUAUGCCAUGAAGAUUCUACGAAAAGCGGAUAUGUUAGAAAAAGAGCAGGUUGCCCAUGUAAGAGCUGAGCGAGAUGUCUUAGUAGAGGCUGACCACCAGUGGGUCGUCAAGAUGUUUUAUUCGUUUCAAGAUCCGGUCAAUCUUUAUCUUGUCAUGGAGUUCCUUCCAGGCGGUGAUAUGAUGACCCUCCUAAUGAAAAAGGACACGUUAUCAGAGGAGUGUACACAGUUCUAUAUAGCAGAAACUGCGCUUGCUAUAGACUCCAUUCAUAAACUAGGCUUUAUUCAUAGAGAUAUCAAACCUGACAAUCUCUUAUUAGAUGCCAGAGGACAUAUAAAGCUAUCUGAUUUUGGUUUAUGCACAGGGCUGAAAAAGUCCCAUCGUACAGAAUUUUAUAAAGAUCUCAGCCAAGCCAAACCAUCAGAUUUUACAACCUACUCCAAUGUUCCAGCCUCCAAUCCUAUGGAUUCAAAACGGCGGGCGGAGAGCUGGAAGAAAAACCGAAGGGCUCUUGCCUACUCAACUGUGGGAACCCCAGACUACAUUGCACCAGAAGUGUUCAUGCAGACUGGCUAUGGGCCGAGCUGUGACUGGUGGAGCCUUGGCGUUAUAAUGUAUGAGAUGCUUAUAGGUUACCCACCGUUUUGUAGUGAAAACCCCCAAGAAACCUACAGGAAAGUGAUGAGUUGGCGGGAAACCUUGGUGUUCCCCCCUGAGGUUCCUAUCUCAGAGCAGGCACGAGAAACAAUCACACGAUUAUGCUGUGAGAGUGAGCGGAGGGCAGGAUCUCAACACGGGAUCGAAGACCUCAAAAGCAUGAAGUUCUUCCAGUUUGUGGAUUGGGAACACUCAAGGGAGCGGCCUUCUGCCAUCGCAGUUGAAGUCAAAUCUAUUGAUGACACGAGCAACUUUGAUGAAUUCCCGGGAGUUGACCUGAAGCUUCGGGCUUCACUAAGUCUGGAACUAGGAAGCCAACAUCACAAAUCUACACCACCGCCAGCUAAGGAGGGGGAGGGAGGCUACAAGGACUGGGUCUUCAUUAACUACACUUACAAAAGAUUUGAAGGCCUAACGCAGAGAGGCUUAGUGCGCCCCAGCAAGCAGAAAUAAAGUGCCGACCAGCUAGGAAGUACAUUCAUUCAUCGGCAAGCAAAUCUUAAGAGGAAUAGAACCUAAGGCAAAGGCUAUUAUUAAUAAUCAUGAAGGUUUGUGAAAACAGACAUUUUGGCCUGGUAAUGCGACAACAGAAUCAAGUGAUGAUCAAUAUACCACUGGAAUACAACAUUUUGUCAAAAAGAGUUUUGUGACUUUCUUUCUUUCUGUUGAAUACAAAAUUGCAGCUGUUCUUGGUGUAUUUUGAUCUGACAGACUACAAGACAGCUGUUUGUUCUGUCAUAGUGUUAUAUUUAACCUGGAAAAACACAGCUGUUUGUUGUGGAUUAAAUGUGACACAUGGAAAUCAUAAAUCUUUGCUGACUGAUGGCUUUAAUGUGAUCUUUUAUGUAAGCCACUGUUAUUUUUACUCGUUUUUCUUUGUGAAUUUGAUAUGAUUUUUAACUGAAGGAAAAGAGUAAAGUGAGAAAUUGGAUAUUUGAUCAAGAAAGGAUAGUUGGGAGACAAGAACUGAGAUGGAAAGAAGGGUUAGAGUGUAUCGAGUGCCAUGAGUUAGUGAGGGCCAGCUGGAAGGAAGGAAGGAAAGAGAGAGAGAGAGAGAGAAAGGAAGAGGAAAAAUGCACGGAAGAAAAUUUAAAAGUUCAAAUAAUAAUAACCCAGCUUUUUGUCUCAAGUAUUCCACUUUAUUAUCUUACCUUUUCCUCUUUUUUUUUUCUUUGUUGUCUUAGAAGUUUCAAGAAAAGGUUAAAGGAACAAGACAUCUUUUUCCCUCCAAGCUGUGUGGAUAUCUCACCUCGAGCACAAAAUAUAACUAUCUCACAUCACACUUGAAAGACAGGAGUGGAAAUGAUAAUGAUAAUUAAACUGCUUUAGGCUUAUGUCUCUCUCUCUUUCUGUGUGUAGAAUGGAGGUGAUUUAUUAUUUUUUUAUGCAUUAUUAUAACAUUGUUUUGUUUUAUUCAUGUAUUUUUUCCUGUUUAAGAUACCCAUGGAAAUUACUUUAUGUAUCCUUUUUGCCGGUGUGUGAUUGAAGUGUUCAGUUCAUUCAUCAGUGUAUACAUAAUAUGGUUUUAUUGUGAUUUUAGCCAGGCCUUACAGCUGAAGAAAGACUGUGAUACAUUACCAGCAAAACAGUGAUCAAUAUCCCUUUUCAGUGAUAUAUUUUUAGUUUGACACUAUUUUUUUUUUU